Molecule: messenger RNA, 1072 nt
Organism: Triticum dicoccoides
Lineage: Eukaryota; Viridiplantae; Streptophyta; Magnoliopsida; Poales; Poaceae
Exons: 5
Coding region: 40-735 (231 amino acids)
Source: RefSeq, a predicted model, not a curated record
UUGACCCCCGCCAAGGCGCAGACGCAGGCGGUGAAGCCGAUGGUGUCGUCAGGCCCUCGCGAGCCCAACCUCAUCACCAACAUGUCGCUCCCUCCUCGCGCUCUCACCCUCUCUCUCCGCAGCUCCGCGGAGGAGCUUCACAACACCGUUGGCGAGCAACAGCCAACAUUGAAGGAGAAGAAGGUGAUGCCGCCGCCGAGCGCCCUUGGUCCCAUCCUCUCGACCAUCUCUCCUCAUGCUGCCACCCUCUCGCUCCACAGUUCUUCGGAGGAACCUCACACCGCCGCCAGCAAGAAGCAGCCAGGGGCGAAGGAGGAGAAGCAGCAGCCAGCCCCCAAAGGGAAGCCUAAGAAGCAGCCGCAGCCGCAGCGUCAGGAGUCGAUCAAGGCGACAAAGGAGCAGAAAGGGAAGGCGCCCAUGGUAGAGGUGCCUCCGCCCGUCGAGGAGGAGGAGGAGAAGGCGGCCAUGGCGAGGCCGGUGGUGCCGCGGGUCGUUACACAGCUGACGCACGAGGAGAAAGAGGAGGACUGGCUGGCCAUGACGGGCACCAAGCUGCCGCAGUUCCCCCACAGGCGCCCCGAGAUAGUCCAAAAGCAAGUCAACAACAUCUGCCCGGGGGAGUGGCUUUGGCAGGCCAACAGGAACAGGUACAAAGUCAAGGAGAAGAAGUCCGAGAAGCGCGUGGGCGGCCUGAAGGGCAUGGCGACGGAUGACGACGACUCCAACUCUGACUAAGCUCAAAGAGGAGCUCGGGCGUGACUCCAACAAUGGCGCAACAACGGGAGAAAGGAUAUUUUGGAGUUAUUGGUGAGGAGAAGCGUCGGGAAAAGCGGUAGACGGAGAAAGAGAGGUUGAAGAUAGUUAGUGAUCAUGGAUGGGCAUUCCAUGAGUUUGAGUCAAAUAAAAAAUCCGGAAAAUAAUUUAUGAGGUUGAUGUUGUGCUACCCAAUGAUGGUUUAGGAAUGUUGCAUCUCUGCUACCAAUUGCCACCAUGCCUCUCAAGUUUCUGUUUUGCAAGAACUAUUUGUUGUUUUGCCUCUUGAGUUUCUAUUUUCAGUAACUAUUUGUUGCUU